Rhodamnia argentea is the source of this 1447-nucleotide messenger RNA. RefSeq names its product COBRA-like protein 4. The transcript is spliced from 6 exons. Gene Ontology annotation, biological process: cellulose microfibril organization; plant-type cell wall cellulose biosynthetic process. The record is from RefSeq and is a predicted model, not a curated record. NCBI's taxonomy places the organism in Eukaryota, Viridiplantae, Streptophyta, Magnoliopsida, Myrtales, Myrtaceae. The coding region runs from base 66 to 1445 and encodes 459 amino acids. Gene Ontology annotation, cellular component: plasma membrane.
ACUCCUCCCACAAACCGUUCAUCGCUUGUAAGUUGGCUGAAGGAGUGUAUCUGGCGGCACCAGAAAUGGAAUCUGAAGAUCUCUUCACUUGUCCAGGGAAAGUUUAUGAAGAUGGAAAAAGCUCAUUCUCCCCAAGAUUUGAGCUCAUAUUCUUGGCAGCCAUUUUUAUGCUAAUGAUUCCUCAUACAGUUGCGUAUGAUCCUCUAGAUCCGAACGGCAACAUAACGAUCAAAUGGGACGUAAUCUCCUGGACUGCGGAUGGCUAUGUGGCUGCUGUCACAAUGAGUAACUUCCAAAUGUACCGGCAAAUCACGACUCCGGGUUGGACACUGGGAUGGAACUGGGCAAAGAAGGAAGUGAUAUGGUCAAUGGUCGGAGCACAAACUACAGAACAAGGAGAUUGCUCCAAGUUCAAGGGUAAUGUACCGCAUUGCUGUAAGAAAGACCCGAUAGUUCUUGACUUUCUCCCCGGAGUCCCCUACAACCAGCAGUUCACCAACUGCUGCAAAGGUGGCAUCCUUGCGUCGUGGGGCCAGGACCCGGCCGCCUCAGUCUCUGCCUUCCAGGUCAGUGUCGGGCUAGCCGGCACCUCCAAUAAGACGGUCAAACUCCCCAAGAACUUCACUCUGCUUGGCCCGGGACCGGGAUACACUUGCGGGCCCGCGAAAGUCGUGCCCUCGACGGUGUACUUCACAGCUGACCGGAGGAGGAAGACUCAAGCUUUGAUGACUUGGAAUGUCACCUGCACUUACUCACAGUUCUUGGUUUCUAAGAACCCGAGCUGCUGCGUUUCGUUCUCAUCUUUCUACAACGACUCGAUCACGCCUUGCCCGUCUUGUGCUUGUGGUUGCCACAACAAGAAAAACUGCAUCGCGAGUGACUCCAAGCUACUCCACAAAGCAGGAAUAAACACACCGAGGAAGGACAAUGCGCCGCUCCUGCAGUGCACGCAUCACAUGUGCCCCGUAAGGGUUCACUGGCAUGUGAAGCUCAACUACAAGGACUAUUGGCGCGUAAAGAUCGCCGUCACAAACUUCAACUACAGACUGAACUACACCCAGUGGACGCUAGUCGCACAGCACCCUAAUCUCAACAGCAUCACCCAAGUCUUCAGCUUCGACUACAAGCCUCUCAUCCCGUACCAAUCGAUAAACGACACGGGAAUGUUCUAUGGAAUGAAGUUCUACAACGAUCUACUGAUGGAAGCAGGGCCACAAGGAAAUGUACAGUCCGAAGUGCUACUUCAGAAAGACAAGAACACAUUUACAUUGAAACAAGGAUGGGCAUUUCCAAAAAAAGUAUACUUCAAUGGAGAUGAAUGUAUGCUUCCCCCACCUGAUAAAUACCCAUUUCUACCGAACUCUGCCCAAGUGAACCUAGUAGCCUUGUCAACAUUCAUGACCUCCAUGGCUAUGUCGAUACUGCUCAUUCAGAAAUCUCCCUAGAA